Molecule: messenger RNA, 2232 nt
Organism: Meleagris gallopavo (turkey)
Lineage: Eukaryota; Metazoa; Chordata; Aves; Galliformes; Phasianidae
Gene: LPAR1
Product: lysophosphatidic acid receptor 1
Biological process (GO): G protein-coupled receptor signaling pathway
Cellular component (GO): membrane
Molecular function (GO): lysophosphatidic acid receptor activity
Source: RefSeq, a predicted model, not a curated record
AACCCUGUCCCUUUCCAACUGCACGGCUUCGCUGACCCCGCGGACCGGCUCAACUUGAAAGCGUUGUUCCCAAACUCUUGCCGCAGACGCCGGCGAGAGCUUCGGGCACUUCUGCAAGAGGAGCAGCCCGCUCGCUCCGGGCACAUCCGCACACCGCUCCGCGGCCCUCACUUCAGGAGCAAAUGCCAGCAUGACUGGGAUCUGAGGAGGCAUCUCUGUGUUCUUACCAGAAGUUUGUGGCUCCAGAGGAAGGGGUGCAAGGACAACGGGAACAUUUUGAGCUAAAAUGGAUAUCCCCACCGAUUUGGUGCCAUCCUCCAUGAUGUCACAGCCUGAGGUGAUCGAGUCCACAGCCAUGAGUGAACCACAGUGCUACUACAAUGAAACCAUUGCCUUCUUUUAUAACCGGAGUGGAAAAUAUCUAGCCACUGAAUGGAACACUGUCAGCAAGCUCGUAAUGGGCUUGGGGAUUACCGUCUGCAUCUUCAUCAUGCUAGCCAACCUCUUGGUUAUGGUGGCUAUUUAUGUCAACCGCCGAUUCCACUUUCCUAUUUAUUACUUAAUGGCCAACUUAGCUGCUGCGGACUUUUUUGCAGGGCUGGCCUACUUUUACUUAAUGUUCAACACAGGACCUAAUACUAGAAGACUGACUGUAAGCACCUGGCUUCUCCGUCAGGGUCUCAUUGACACUAGCCUGACAGCCUCUGUGGCCAAUCUGUUAGCCAUCGCUAUCGAGCGGCACAUUACAGUCUUUCGCAUGCAGCUACAUACUCGGAUGAGCAACCGGCGAGUGGUGGUGGUAAUUGUUGUUAUCUGGACUAUGGCCAUCGUAAUGGGUGCCAUACCAAGUGUCGGAUGGAACUGUAUUUGUGAUAUCACUCACUGCUCCAACAUGGCACCGCUCUAUAGUGACUCCUACCUGGUCUUCUGGGCUAUUUUCAACCUGGUCACUUUUGUGGUCAUGGUGGUCCUAUAUGCUCAUAUCUUUGGGUAUGUCCGCCAAAGGACUAUGAGAAUGUCCAGACACAGUUCUGGACCUCGCAGGAAUCGGGACACCAUGAUGAGCCUCCUGAAGACUGUGGUCAUUGUGCUUGGUGCUUUCAUAAUCUGCUGGACCCCAGGACUAGUCUUGCUUCUCCUUGAUGUGUGCUGCCCACAGUGCAAUGUCUUGGCCUACGAGAAGUUCUUUCUGCUCCUGGCAGAGUUCAACUCCGCUAUGAACCCCAUCAUCUACUCCUACCGGGACAAGGAGAUGAGCGCGACCUUCAAGCAGAUCCUCUGCUGCCAGCGCAGCGAGAGUGCCAACGGCCCCACCGAAGGCUCCGACCGCUCGGCCUCCUCGCUCAACCACACCAUCCUGGCCGGCGUUCACAGCAACGACCACUCGGUGGUGUGAAGGCCCCGCUGGCCGCCCCACCAGUGGAGCUGCCCAGGGAGGUAACCCACUCACAAGAUUUUCUCAAACACUAAUGGACCACAAGCGCUUCUCUUGCAGGGAGUCUGGUGCGGCGCUGUGCCAGCAUCGCCGUUCUGCGAGGCCUUUGCCUUCUGCUUGUGGAAGGUGGAAAGCAGAGAUCUUGCAGCAGAGCUGGUCCCUGGGGAGCCUCGCUGACACUUCGUCGGCCCUUGCAGCGCCAUAGUGCCAAUCUGAAUAAACUGAUUAAUUAAGCUUAUACUUGCUUCACUGCAUUUACAUGUAGCCACUUAGUCUUUUUAAAAAGGGAGUAAAGGGGAUAAAAGUAUGCCUUUCAUUUAAUAGACGUGUAAUAUUUAUCACCAUCAGCAUGCUUUUGAUGAACAUUUUCUGUGCAGGGAGUAAAACUAUGUUGUAGUCUUCGUAUCCUUAGCCACACUGCCAUAACUACAGUAAGAGCAAAAGUAUUUUUUCUAAUACAGGCAACAGGAAGAUGAUGGGAACUGACUCUCUUUACCUUCGUUACUGGUGUUAGAAAGCAUGCAUGUUCUGUGUGUAUGCGCGUUGUUCUAAUUAUGGGGGGGGAAAAGCUCGUUGUAAAGUCUGCAGGAAAGUAGAAAAGCGUAGACUGUAUUCCAGUGUUUGUUUAGAUUAUGAAAUAAACAGUACUCUAGUCACAAGGUAUUUAAUGUUCUUCUUUGAAGUGUGGUAUGAAAUGUGUAACAUGUGAGGGGUCCCAAGUUUUUCAGGGUCAAGUUCUUAAGGCAGGACACAUCUCUAGAACUACAGUAAUGUUGGUAAGCUUGAAAAAAAAAAUG